CAACCAUCAACCAUCAAUAUCCUCUCAAGGCUUCCUGUGAAGACAAUCAUCCACUGCAAGUGUGUAUGCAAGAAAUGGUUGAAUAUAGUUUUGGACACUUACUUUGCUCAUCUUCAGCCCUCGAGAUCACGUGCAGGCUUCAUGAUUUAUCGUAAUUCUAAAGAAGAAAUGACAGGUGGCUUUGAAACAGGCAUUUUGAAAGUCUCAAAUACACCCUAUGGGCCAUAUUUGAAUGGGCAUGCUCAUUGGACCCUUGUUGGCAAUGAUUUCCCUGAAAAAAUUUGUUCUUUUGAUUUUAACAAAGAAACAUUUGAGCUCUUUCCUUCACCUCCCUAUGAAGCUAUAAAAGAAAGUUUCAGAGGAACUUUGGGAGUCCUAAAGGGGUGUUUAUGUCGAUGUGAUACCUAUGAUUCUAACAUGACGGUUUGGCUGAUGAAGGAAUAUGGGAUCAAGAAUUCUUGGCAUAAAGAGUUGGUGAUCAAAUAUAUUAUCAAACCUGAUUUUGAUAUGUUGGGUUUGGAACCCAAUUUUUUAAUUGAGGGCUUUAAUGAUGGAACUUUUUUGAUGGAAAAUAAUGAAAGUAAUCUAAUUGUUUGUUGUCCACGGAGGAAAACAGUUGUAUAUAGGGAAGUAUUUGGUGGCUACUUCAACGAAUUGCCUUAUCGUCCUAGCUUUCAUAGACUACACAACUUUAAAAACGAGAGAGUUCAUGUGUUUUAA
Molecule: messenger RNA, 720 nt
Organism: Lactuca sativa (garden lettuce)
Lineage: Eukaryota; Viridiplantae; Streptophyta; Magnoliopsida; Asterales; Asteraceae
Product: F-box protein At3g07870-like
Molecular function (GO): protein binding
Source: RefSeq, a predicted model, not a curated record